Messenger RNA from Exophiala bonariae, 636 nucleotides. It is a transcript of the gene YPT2, whose product is annotated as GTPase Ypt2. Gene Ontology annotation, biological process: protein localization to plasma membrane; regulation of exocytosis; protein secretion. The coding region runs from base 1 to 636 and encodes 211 amino acids. The record is from RefSeq and is a predicted model, not a curated record. The transcript has 3 exons. Gene Ontology annotation, molecular function: GTPase activity; GTP binding. Gene Ontology annotation, cellular component: endosome; plasma membrane. NCBI's taxonomy places the organism in Eukaryota, Fungi, Ascomycota, Eurotiomycetes, Chaetothyriales, Herpotrichiellaceae.
AUGGCAGGCACAAGGAAUUAUGACUUCCUAAUAAAACUUCUUCUCAUCGGUGACUCGGGCGUCGGAAAGUCCUGCUGCCUGUUACGUUUCAGCGAAGACAGCUUCACACCGAGUUUCAUCACCACCAUCGGGAUAGAUUUCAAGAUCCGGACUAUUGACCUGGAUGGCAAGCGAGUGAAACUGCAGAUAUGGGAUACGGCCGGCCAGGAACGUUUCCGAACAAUUACUACCGCUUAUUACCGUGGCGCAAUGGGAAUCCUGCUCGUUUAUGAUGUUACGGAUGAGAAGAGCUUUAACAACAUAAGAACAUGGUUCUCCAAUGUUGAACAGCAUGCUAGCGAAGGCGUCAACAAGAUCUUGAUUGGCAAUAAAUGCGACUGGGAAGAGAAGCGCGCUGUCUCCACGGAGCAGGGGCAAGCCCUAGCCGAUGAACUAGGUAUUCCUUUCCUCGAAGUCUCUGCCAAAUCAAACAUCAACAUCGAAAAGGCCUUUUACUCGUUAGCCGGUGACAUCAAGAAGCGUCUAAUCGAUAGUUCGAAAGAUACUGGUGCCGCAGGUGGUGCGGGUGCAGGCCCCGGGGGAGUCAACGUUGCUCAGAACCAAGCUGGGGGCGGUGUUGGUGGGAAGUGCUGUUAA